This is a messenger RNA of Priceomyces carsonii, 1995 nucleotides long. It is a transcript of the gene KAR2, whose product is annotated as Hsp70 family ATPase. The coding region runs from base 1 to 1995 and encodes 664 amino acids. Gene Ontology annotation, cellular component: endoplasmic reticulum lumen; endoplasmic reticulum chaperone complex; membrane. Gene Ontology annotation, biological process: endoplasmic reticulum unfolded protein response. The transcript has a single exon. Gene Ontology annotation, molecular function: ATP binding; ATP-dependent protein folding chaperone. NCBI's taxonomy places the organism in Eukaryota, Fungi, Ascomycota, Pichiomycetes, Serinales, Debaryomycetaceae. The record is from RefSeq and is a predicted model, not a curated record.
AUGAAGUCGUGGUUAGCGUUUUUGUACGUUUUGGUAGCGCUAUUGCCAUUUAUUGGUGUUUUCGCUGAAACUAAUGAGACUGAAAGCUAUGGAACAGUGAUUGGGAUUGAUUUAGGAACCACUUAUUCAUGUGUUGGUGUCAUGAAGAAUGGAAAAGUUGAAAUCUUGGCUAAUGACCAGGGAAAUCGUAUUACACCAUCAUACGUUGCUUUCACGCCGGAAGAAAGGUUGAUUGGAGAUGCCGCCAAGAAUCAAGCAUCUUCUAACGUUAAGAAUACCGUGUUCGAUAUCAAGAGAUUGAUCGGAUUAAAAUACAAUGACAAAGUUGUGCAAAAAGAAAUCAAGCACUUGCCUUAUAAUAUCGAGAAGAAAGACGGUAAGCCCGUAGUUCAGGUUGAAUUCAACGAUGAGAAGAAGACAUUUUCACCGGAGGAGAUUUCAGGGAUGAUCUUGGGUAAGAUGAAGUCGAUAGCCGAAGAAUAUUUGGGUAGUAAAGUAACACAUGCUGUUGUGACAGUGCCAGCUUACUUCAAUGAUGCUCAAAGACAGGCAACGAAAGACGCUGGUACCAUUGCUGGUUUGAAUGUUUUGAGAAUUGUCAAUGAGCCAACUGCUGCAGCCAUUGCUUAUGGUUUGGACAAAACCGAUGGCGAGAAACAAAUCAUCGUCUAUGACUUAGGUGGUGGUACAUUUGAUGUUUCUCUUUUGUCAAUUGAAGGCGGUGUUUUCGAAGUUUUGGCCACUGCUGGUGAUACGCACUUAGGUGGUGAAGAUUUUGACUUCAAAAUAGUAAGGUACUUAUCUAAAGUCUUCAAGAAGAAACAUGGAAUUGAUGUCUCUUCAAAUAUAAAGGCAAUUUCUAAAUUAAAGAGAGAAGCUGAAAAAGCCAAGAGAACUUUAUCAUCACAGAUGUCAACUAGAGUGGAAAUCGAUUCAUUCGUUGAUGGUAUUGAUUUCUCAGAAACUCUUUCAAGAGCCAAGUUUGAAGAGUUGAACAUUGACUCAUUCAAGAGAACAUUGAAACCAGUUGAACAAGUUUUGAAAGACGGUGGAGUAAAGAAAUCUGAAAUUGAUGACAUCGUAUUAGUCGGAGGUUCUACUAGGAUUCCAAAAGUUCAGCAAUUAUUAGAAGAUUUCUUUGAUGGAAAGAAGGCUUCUAAGGGUAUCAACCCGGAUGAGGCUGUAGCUUAUGGAGCAGCUGUUCAGGCUGGUGUUUUGUCCGGUGAAGAUGGUGUAGAUGACAUUGUCUUAUUGGAUGUCAAUCCUUUAACUCUAGGCAUUGAAACCACUGGUGGUGUUAUGACCACUUUGAUCAACAGAAACACUGCCAUUCCGACUAAGAAGUCUCAAAUCUUCUCCACAGCUGCUGAUAAUCAGCCAACAGUUUUGAUUCAAGUUUACGAAGGUGAAAGGGCCUUAGCAAAAGACAAUAAUAGAUUAGGAAAGUUUGAAUUGACUGGAAUUCCUCCUUCACCAAGAGGAGUCCCCCAGAUUGAAGUUACUUUCUCUUUAGAUGCUAAUGGUAUUUUGAAAGUUGAAGCCAUGGAUAAGGGCACAGGUAAAUCUGAGUCAAUCACUAUUACAAAUGAUAAGGGUAGAUUGUCUAAGGAAGAUAUUGAUAGAAUGGUUGAAGAAGCUGAGAAGUACGCUCAACAAGAUUCAGAAAUCAAAGCUAAGAUCGAAUCCAGAAACUCAUUGGAGAACUUCGUUUCUUUGUUAAAGAGUCAAGUCAGUGAUGAAAAGGGCUUGGGAGGUAAAUUGGAUGCUGAUGAUAAAGAAACUUUAGAUGAUGCUAUUCAAGAAACUUUAGAUUUUAUUAAUGAGAACUACAACACUGCCACUGCCGAAGAGUUUGACGAGCAAAAGAAGAAAUUAUCUGAUGUUGCUAACCCAAUUACUGCUAAAUUAUACGCCGGUGGUGCCGGUCCAGAUGCUGAAGAUGCUCAAUUCGGUGACGAUGACUCUGAUGAUGAAUUUGACCAUGAUGAACUUUAG